AUGCGAGGUUUCGGCAUUUUGGCUCUGCUCCCCCUCGCAGCUGCAAACUCCUUGACAGCUCGCUCGACAGCAUGCAACAACUCGCCUGAUCUUUGCUCCAAAUCCUACGGCGAAAUCACCCAUCUGGGUGCCCAUGACAGCGCGUUCGUGCAAGACUCGUCCGAUGGCAGUGUCGCAGCAAACCAAUACUUUGGUGUCAAGGACCAGCUCGAUGCUGGUGUCCGUAUGGUGACGGCUCAGGUUCACAAGAAGGAUUCCGAAUGGCACCUGUGUCACUCUAGCUGUUCCUUGAUGGAUGCAGGAAAGGUGAGCACGUGGUUGUCAACGAUCAAGAGCUGGUUGGAUUCCAACAAGAAUGAUGUGGUGACUAUCUUGCUGGUCAACUCGGAUGAUGCCUCUGCCUCUGAUCUACACUCAGAAUUCAAAACUGCCGAACUGGUCGAUUACGCCUAUACACCUACCUCGCAAACCGCCGCGCCGUCCUCAUGGCCGACAUUGCAGGAUAUGAUCAACAAUGGUACACGGUUGGUGACGUUUGUGGCAUCGUUGGAUGCUUCCAAGAACACGGUGGCCCCGUACCUGAUGGACGAAUUUACCUACGUAUGGGAGAACCCAUACGAUGUGAGCUCCGCGUCCAACUUCUCCUGUGAACCCGAUCGUCCUGCCAACGUCAAGGGCGAUCUGUCCUCCGCACUCUCUUCGAACCGUCUCCCCCUUAUGAACCACUUCCUCUACCAGAAGACCAUCCUGGACAUCGAGUACCCCAACUCUAGCUAUGUCUCUACGACCAACGCUCCUUCUGGAGGAACUGGAAACCUGGGCGACACCGCGUCCGACUGUAAGCAGAAAUGGAGCCGUCAGCCCACCUUUAUCCUCGUGGAUUUCUUCAACAAGGGUCCCGCCAUUGAGACUGUUGACAACCUGAACGGUGUCAGCAAUGCGACAGGACGGUCUGAUCUGGCAACCUCCCAGACAAGCUCCGGCUCUACCUACUCGAAUGUUUUCAAGGGGCUCGUCCAGCUCGUCAACAAGGCCAAUUCAGGAUCAAAACCCAGCAUGGGCGAAUGGAUCUGGGCUGGAGGAGAUUGGGGUGAGCUGCUCGGUGGUGGUAUUCCACUAUAA
Molecule: messenger RNA, 1122 nt
Organism: Aspergillus wentii DTO 134E9
Lineage: Eukaryota; Fungi; Ascomycota; Eurotiomycetes; Eurotiales; Aspergillaceae
Exons: 3
Coding region: 1-1122 (373 amino acids)
Biological process (GO): lipid metabolic process
Molecular function (GO): phosphoric diester hydrolase activity
Source: RefSeq, a predicted model, not a curated record